AUGGAAAAACGCAGGAGGGUGGAGCAGGGACUGGGGUGGUCCCUGGGGUGGCAAGGAAGGGGAACACAUCACUGGUUCACUGUGUCUCUGCAGCUCUCCUGUUAUGACCAGGCCAAGCAGCUGGUUCUCACCACUGGGUUGCUGUCAGACAACAUCUUCACUCACUUCCUGGCCAGCUUCAUCGCCGGAGGGUGUGCCACAUUCCUGUGCCAGCCCCUGGAUGUGCUCAAGACCCGCCUUAUGAACUCCCAGGGCGAGUACCGGGGUGUCGCCCACUGUGCCAUGGAAACUGCCAAACUCGGACCUCUUGCCUUCUACAAGGGCUUUGUUCCUGCUGCCAUCCGGCUUAUUCCUCACACUGUUCUCACCUUUGUCUUCCUGGAGCAGCUACGCAAAUAUUUUGGGAUCAAAGUGGUCACCUGA
Molecule: messenger RNA, 423 nt
Organism: Acanthisitta chloris (rifleman)
Lineage: Eukaryota; Metazoa; Chordata; Aves; Passeriformes; Acanthisittidae
Product: mitochondrial dicarboxylate carrier-like
Exons: 5
Coding region: 1-423 (140 amino acids)
Biological process (GO): thiosulfate transport; oxaloacetate transport; succinate transmembrane transport
Molecular function (GO): succinate transmembrane transporter activity; thiosulfate transmembrane transporter activity; malate transmembrane transporter activity
Source: RefSeq, a predicted model, not a curated record